UGCUGUACAAGAAGGGUGACCGGUCCAAACUGUAAAAACUACAGGGGGAUUUCGCUAUUAUCUCAUGUAGACAAGGUCCCCAUCAAGAUCAUCACCAACCGUCUAAGAGCCUUCUGCGAAGCCAACAACAUCCUCCCGGAGGAACAGUGCGGAUUUCGACCCGGGCAAUCCACCGUCGAUAUGCUGUUCGUCGUGCGCCGCCUCUAGGAGCUGGGGCGGAGAAAGCAAAUACCGCUCUACAUGUCCUUCGUCCACUUAAACAAGGCGUAUGAUUCGGUGGACCGAGAGAUGCAAUGGAAGGUGCUGGCGAGGGCCGGGAUCCCCGCGAGGCUGAUCGAAGUCAUCCGCCAAUUCCACGAUGGAAUGCGGGCCAGGGUGCGAAUGGACGACGGAGAACUAUCGGACUGGUUCUUCGUGGCACAGGCGUGCGACAAGGAUAAGUGCUAUCCCUACUGCUGUUUAACAUCUUCUUCGCCGAGGUCCUCGAGGUCGUUGUCAUCCGAUUCAGCGAGGAUGGUGUUGUUCUGCGGAGGCUGGUGUGCUUGGAGGAGGGGANNNGGACGGAAGCGGGGGGGGGGGAGGAGACACCCCUUGACCGAGUACGGAGGGCAGUAUGGGGGAUGCUCAUCACAGCCCCCCCCGCCUCCACCGCUGAUUAUCGAAGCCGCGGGGCAGAAAUACGCCCAGACGACCGAGUUCCGGUACCUCGGUGGCCUCGUCAACGAACGCGGCGACCUCACCCAGGAGAUCAACUACAGGAGCAGAGGAGCGUGGUCGUGCCUCAGGCGAUAUGGCCUGGAGCCCUUCGACAGACCGAAAGCGCCAUUCCGACUCAAUAUUCGCCUGCUCCAGGCGGAGGCGAUGGAGGCACUGCUGUACGGCUGCAUGACAUGGUCACCACUCAGCGGCCACUAUCAGACGCUGCGGUCGAUACACCACCGACUGCUCCUCCGAGUUAUCGGGUACAAGCGCAAGAAAAGCACCUACCGGCAGCUCUCUUACGCCCAGACGCUGAAGAGGGUCGAAUGCCAGAGCGUUGAAGCCACGAUCCGACAACGACGCCUGCUAUUCGCGGGAUCAUUGUGUAAGCAGCCGGACGGGAAGAUACUGGGUAGAGAGAGAUCUUAACCGUUUUUAAUUUGAAGACAACAACAACAACUUGAAAAUAGAGCAGGUGUAGAUUUUUUUUCGUUUUUCAUUUCUUGCGCUCGCCCCCACAUCUCUGUUGUGAGAGACUGAAUGCGACGGCCUGCACGUUUACUCUCGGCCGGGGUUUGCUGUGCGCAAGCCGCUUGCUCAGCGGAGCCGCGCAGAUUUUUCAAUGAUUUUCUUCACACGGAGCCUCAACAAUGUUUUGUCUACACCCGAUAUAGGGAAGAUGCUGUACUCGACGCCAGGCCACACAUUCUCCAAUUCAAACUCGAGACAGUCGGAGAUUUAUAUUUUGUGUGGCAGUAUUUUUAACGAUACUCACCACGUUGCCGACAAGGGUUUUGCUCGGUAUGACUACCGUUUUCCAACCUGUCCAAGGAAACAAACGCUGGACCGUACUUGUUGUGAUUUGGCGUUGGAUCCCGCUACUCCAUGUGGCCAUUUGCAUUUUGGAACUCGCGGGCGUGCAUGUUGUGUCUGAUAUGCUGCUGGAGAAGCAGAGCAGACAAGGCUAAUGGUUAUUCGUUUCGUUUGUCAUUUUCUAGAAGAAGUUUCCUUGUAGUGAACAUCAACUGUUUUCUUGACACGAUUCUGCUCAGCAGCUGUCAUGCUAAGUGCACGGGUGGCCAACAGACCGGGUUGUAGGGGCACAUUUUCCAACCUGAAUCGAGAUUAUUUUGGCACGGGUUGCAACCUCCGCACCUUGGGUAAUCCUCGCAAUGCAAGGAUGGCCAGGUUGUGCAAGGUUGGCGCGCUUCGCACAAACCGGUUGGGGGGCAGGUUGCCGGUGACAGUGCAAGGUGUGCCCUUUCUUGCAGGUUGACGCGUUGCGCACAAGCCGAUGACGGGCAGGUUGCCGAUGGUAUUGCAAUGCUUACCUUCUCUUCUAGAUUGCUCACGGUUACAUCAAAUUGCAAUGCUCAACACUGUAAGUGGCGGGCAUGUUUCAUUUGUUUUUUCGCCCCUGUAUUCGAAUCGCUACAAUUUUACCGUCGGUACAUUCCUGAGCAAACCGCUGAUACAACGACACUUCCAGUAGCUCUAGGUUUAACCCAUCUCCGCCCGCGGCCUAUCAUCUCUACCCAGGGUCGUCAACAUCCCUGUUGCACGAUUACAUGUAAGCGAGAACCAUAAAAUUUACUUCAAAUUGAAACAAUACAUACAUACCCUUCCGAACGUCGUUCUGUAUAUUGAAUGUCCCCCCACAACAGCAUGCCCUCGCCCAUGACCGUCAGCGACGUCGAUCAUGGAGACGACCCCCAACCCCCGCAACAAACUACCGUUGUUGUUAGGAAACACCGCUCAGCCGGAGACAACAGCUACACGUAGCGGCAGCGGUGUUGUCCAAACGCAGAGG
Messenger RNA from Ectocarpus sp. CCAP 1310/34, 2509 nucleotides. NCBI's taxonomy places the organism in Eukaryota, Phaeophyceae, Ectocarpales, Ectocarpaceae. The record is from the annotation of a GenBank genome assembly.